Messenger RNA from Suillus fuscotomentosus, 708 nucleotides. Its product is annotated as cytochrome P450. NCBI's taxonomy places the organism in Eukaryota, Fungi, Basidiomycota, Agaricomycetes, Boletales, Suillaceae. The transcript is spliced from 7 exons. The record is from RefSeq and is a predicted model, not a curated record. Gene Ontology annotation, molecular function: monooxygenase activity; iron ion binding; oxidoreductase activity, acting on paired donors, with incorporation or reduction of molecular oxygen. The annotation marks the transcript as partial.
AUGCGUCACAAUAAGAUCGCUGUUCGUUUGCCAGCCCACACGGCAGCUCAAUCCUUCAACGUCCAGCCCGAGCUAACGCUAGGACACAGCCAACAUCACGAUGCCUUCGCACUCGACCUUCUCGCCUUUACAGCAACAGAGAAAUUCCUGCUGGCCAUGGUGUUCUAUCCUGACGUCCAAAGCAGGGCCCGUGCAGAAAUUGACCAAGUUGUGAAGCUCCUGAGAUGGCAUCCUCACGUCCCCCUAGGUGCGGGAGUGAUGGUUUAUCAGUGGGCAUUGUCCCGGGAUGAAGACAUGUUUCCCGACGCAUCACGCUUCAAACCUAGUCGCCAUCUAACAGUUGAUGGGAAGCUGAAGGUCCCUUUUUUUAAUCAUAUGGCCUUUGGUCAUGGCAGGCUUGCUGCAAGGCGUAUCUGUCCUGGUCGUUGGUUUGCAGAGGGCACUCUGUGGACUGCAGCUGCUACCAUACGCACUGUCUUACGCGUCGAUCAUGCCAAAGACUCAAACGGAGACAGGAUUGAGGUGAAGCUGGAGUUCACCACCGGCUUGGCGAGUCACCCUGAACCAUUUCAUUGCUCGUUUGAAAGCGUGAACACAGCGAGAGCAACACAGCGAGAGCAACACACCUCCGAGCAACGAUGGAUUCGAAGUAGUCUUGGUUUGUGCUGCCGUGUGAUGAAUAUAUAUAUGACAUCAACCCCGUGGCCG